AGUUAGUUCACAUUAUAAGUUUUUGAGUUUUUCUUAAUUCUACCCUAAAGUUUCGUUUUGAUCAAUUUCACCCCCUUCUUUGUUCAUCCUCUGUCUUUGUCUUUCAAAAGUGUUUCUUGAUUUCAUCAAUGGCGGCCAUAGACAUGUUCUCAAGCAACAAAGAUCUCUAUUUCAGACCUCUCAUAGAAACUGCUCCAAUUUCUUUCCAUGAAUCCAACGCAAGCUCUGGUUUUAACCAACCUAAGCCUCUCGGUUUAAACCAGCUCACACAAUACCAAAUUCACCAGAUUCAGAACCAACUUAACCAUAGACACAGCACAAUCUCAAACCGAAUCCGAACGAAGAGCUUCUCACCUUCUUCCAAAACCAAGAAUCUCUACAGAGGCGUAAGGCAAAGGCACUGGGGAAAAUGGGUCGCUGAGAUCCGUUUACCCAAGAACCGAACCCGUCUCUGGCUAGGAACGUUCGAAACCGCCGAAAAAGCCGCCUUGGCUUACGACCGAGCCGCUUUUCAGCUCCGUGGAGAUAUCUCGAAGCUUAACUUCCCGAACCUCAGACACGAAGACGUUAAUCCUCUCCCUUCCUCUGUCGAUGCCAAGCUCCAAGCUAUUUGCAAGAGUUUGAGAAAAACAGAGGAUCAAACAGAGGAGACUUGCUGUGUUUCAGAUAAAACAGAGUUUUUCCUACCAAAAACAGAGUUUGUCCUGCCAAAAACAGAGUAUUUCGACACAAAGGAGUUCUCCGAUGUGUCACCAAGAACCGAUGAGAACUCGAAUUCGAAUAUGGCAUUCCUGGAUUUCUGGGACUCGGAGUUUGAAAAGACAGGGAGCUUCGGGCUGGUGAAGUUUCCUUCGGUGGAGAUUGAUUGGGAUGCAAUUAGCAAACUGUCUGAUUCUUAAAGUCUGUUAUUUUUCUUCUGCAACUAAAUUUUUUAACAAGUAGCAGAGGAUUUGGUAACACAUUAGUGAACCGAAAUUAGGAAUUUAGCAUGCUGAUUGCUGCAUGCAUAAGAAAUAAGAUUAACAUUCAAACAG
This is a messenger RNA of Camelina sativa (false flax), 1034 nucleotides long. The record is from RefSeq and is a predicted model, not a curated record. Lineage: Eukaryota; Viridiplantae; Streptophyta; Magnoliopsida; Brassicales; Brassicaceae.